Messenger RNA from Entamoeba dispar SAW760, 1344 nucleotides. RefSeq names its product ubiquitin fusion degRadation protein, putative. Lineage: Eukaryota; Evosea; Mastigamoebida; Endamoebidae. Gene Ontology annotation, cellular component: VCP-NPL4-UFD1 AAA ATPase complex. Gene Ontology annotation, molecular function: polyubiquitin modification-dependent protein binding; zinc ion binding. The record is from RefSeq and is a predicted model, not a curated record. The transcript has a single exon. The coding region runs from base 1 to 1344 and encodes 447 amino acids.
AUGACAGUAAAAGAAAAUAUCUCAUUGUAUCGACCAAUUGAGGUUACUUGCUAUCCAUUCAUGUUCAUGCAAACUCCUCAACCACCACAACCUACUGAUAAGGUAGUAUUUCCUAGUUACGUAUUGGACGAAUUAACAAAACAAAACCCCGACUUUCAAGCGCCGAUACUAUUUGAAGUAAAAAGCAAAAGUCAAAAAUUUACCAAACGAAUAGUUUGCGGGGUUGAAUCAUUUUCGUCUCCAGAUUUCACUUAUUUUCCACAAUGGAUUUUAGACUAUCUUCAUCUUCAACCAGGUGAUGCUGCUACUGUUCUUAAAGUGUCUAUUCCUAAAGGAAAAUCAGUUACAUUUAAGCCAUUGCAAAAUACAUUUUAUAGCGUUGAAGAUCCAAAGAAAACCCUUGAAGCCAUAUUGAGAAACUAUAUGACAUUAACAUUAAACACAACUAUAACAUUUCAGAUGAAUACAGUUCUUGAUGGGAUGAAUAUUGCUACUGAUGUUAGUGUAUUAAUAUCAGAGGUUCAACCAUUUACUUCAAUUUAUAUCAGGGAGACAGAACUUAUUGUUGAGUUUGAAGAGAAUCCAGAAAUUUCACCGAAAUACAAUAAACCACAACCAAUGGAAGAAGAGAAAAGCGAGGAAGAGGAAGACAUUGAUUUUAAAUUUACUUCUGUUAUCCAACAACCGGUUGAACAACAGAUGGCUGAUAGUUCUGAUUUUAAACCAUUUGAAGGGGAAGGAAGUAGGCUUGGAAGAUCAAGAGAUAUGGAACAAAAUGAUUAUACAGAUACUGAGCUUUGCCCAUAUUGUAAUGGCCAUAUCAAAAAAGCAAAUUUCAAGAUUCAUGAAUUAAGAUGUCGUAAAAUGUAUAAAAUAUGUCCAUUCUGUGGAAAAAAAUUACUUAUUAACUCAGAAGAAUUACAAAAACAUUUAGACCUUCACGUACAAGUGAAGUGUAUUCAAUGUGGUAAAGAAGUUGAAAAACAGUAUUUAAAAGAACAUAUGAAUAGUGUUUGUCCUAAAAGAUUAAUAAAGUGUGAGUAUUGUUCAUUAAUGUUUCCUGUUAAUCAAAUUCAGCAACACAAAGAUUAUUGUGGGAAUACAAUAGAAGAAUGUGAUUUGUGUGGAGCAAAAAUUUCAUUAAAACAAAUGCAGCAUCAUAAAGAAUAUGACUGUGCAUUUGCACCAAGGAAUAUUCAACACGAACAAGAAACUACUGAAAGUUUUGGACUAGAGACAUCACAAGAAGGUGAGUUUGAAUGUCCUAUGUGUAUGAAUCAUUUUUCCAAUCAAGUUGAUCUUGACACCCAUAUGCUUUGUUUCCAUCCAGAAUUGUAUGACUAA